ACUUUCGUUAGCGUAAUUUAUACAAAAUCGUCAUCUAAAUAGUAGUUAGUGCGUUUGGGUACACUUUAGUGUAGUAAAGCUUGCCGGGUAGCUGUAGACACAAGUGCACGCUGAAGGUCUACGUAUUCGUUCAAUCGCAGUCAGUGUGUGUCACCGUGUCGCGCCAUACGCUUGACAAAAAACAAGAAUUUAUCUCUUCAUUAAGUUUGUCGGAACGACGAAUAUAACAUUAAGUCGUAAUGGUGUGAUAAACAAAUGGUAGUUAUGGCAAAUCAUUGUCUAGAUAUCCACAACAGGACCAAGUGCAGUGGUUCGAGAUAUCAGUGCAUAUUAUGGAUUUGGAGCGCAGUUGUGUGUCUUUGCAUCGUAUCGAGAUGUGUUGCAGCUGGGGACCUCAAGAGUAGUGUAUCAAUAGACCCUGAAGGUGACAGCUAUGUUCGCUUUGGCGAUAAUUUAACAAUAUAUUGCAUCGCCGGCCCUAAUUACAAUCGCAGUCAUCUCAAAAUCACCCACAGUGGCAAAGAACUGUCGACGAUUCCUGUGAACGACACUACUAUUAUGUACACUGAGACACCCAAGGAGCAUGUCAGAAAUAAAAUAUACUACUGCAAGAACAAGGAAACCAACCAGAAUGUGGUGAAAACUGUAAUAGUGGCCUCCCCGCCUAAAAAUGUUUUAGAUUUCAAAUGCAUCUCAUUGAAUUUUGAGGUGUUGAACUGCUCGUGGACAUCUCCUGAUUUCAUUAUAUUCACUAAAUACAAGUUGACGCAAGUAAUUAGAAACAAUGCAAAAUUACUACCAUGUAUACCGACACAGCUUGAGAAAACACUUUUACGGUAUUGUUACUGGAACACAACUAGUCAUCCUCGAUACAGGCAGCAAGAUGAAAAAUUGGAUUUUAUUCUAGAAGCUCACAAUGAGUUUGGAAACAACACACAAAACUUUACCAUUAACCAUUAUUCUAUUGUGAAACCAGAUCCCCCUAUGAACUUGACCAAUCUCACUGUGACCCCUCAUAGAGUGCUCCUCAGGUGGCAGUUACCUAUAAACAUUAAUGAUUUUUUGCACGAAGGGGUGGACCAUAAGAUAGAAUAUCAAAUUGCAAAGAUUGAUGACAAAAAGUACUUCAGGGUUGUAAACACAAGUGGUUUGUUGCCAAAAGUAAGCAAUAGUAAGUAUGUUUACAUGUUCAACUUGACCCUCCCAUAUGCUCACAUGCUUUAUGGAGUAAGAGUGUACAUCAAACCGAAAGCUGCUAAAAGUGAUGAGUUCUGGUCUGAGUUUAGUAGUGUUGUUUUCUAUACAAGUAGUGAGCGACCUAGGAGACCACCGGAAAUGAUUGCUGGGGCCUUUGACCAAAACCAAUUUCAGGGUCGAAGACUGCUCUUUGUAUACUGGAAACAAUUGGAAGAAUAUGAAGAAGCUGGUGCUAACUUUACAUAUAAGAUAAUUGUGUAUCGGGAGACAUCUGCACCAAGAACAUACUGGCCUGAUAAAAAUAAAAGCUUGGGCUAUUUAAAUCUGCAGGAUGAAUCUAUGGAGGCCUUACAUGUAGAAGUUCAGUCAUACAAUGAACAGGGGUCAUCUGAAAACAGCAGCUAUUUGUACAUCCCACCUGAAAAAGAGACGCGUUCUUUACGCCUUACUUUAUUUACCAAACUUGCAUAUGAAAAUGGAACUUAUGAAUUAUCAUGGGCUGGGAUUCGCAACAUUGAUAACUAUACUUUAUUUUGGUGUCACCAUAAUACUACAAACAUUUGCAGUGGGCGCAUAAACUUCACAGUUCUCAAUCCCGAUAUUAAUAAACACAUAAUUAACUUGCCUAGGGAUUACAGAUAUCAGUUUGCAAUAUCUGCAAAUAAAGGAAGUGGUACUAGCGGAAUGGUGUGGGCGAAAUGUGAUAUAUCAAAGGAUGGCAUUGCAAUGUUCGAAAUACCAAUACGUUUCAUUGAUCAUGAUGCCCCAGGAACAACUUCUGUGAAGCUAAAAUGGUCUAUGGACUGUACUCUCAAAGAAGGUAUUAUAAAUGGAUAUAAUAUAACCUAUUGUCCAGUAAUAGGGACAAGUGUUCAUUGUGAUAACACAUUUGGCUCUUUGGCUCCAUAUAUUAUCAAUAAUCCGAAACAGAUGGAAGUGACAGUAACUGGAUUAAGACCAUACACAACAUACCAGUUCACAAUGGCUUUAAAUACUAUUUAUGGAUUAAAAAUCAUAGAAAAUACAACAGUGCGUAUUACAACUUUAGAGUAUGCUCCAACAAAGCCGAUGAAUGUGAAAAUAACAAAAGUCAAUAUUACUAGUUUAGAUAUUUCAUGGGACCCACCACAACACUUAAAUGGCCACAUAAGUAAAAUUAAGUAUGUUAUCUAUAACUAUGGCACAAAAAUACAGGAAAUUAAAUAUGAAGAUAACAAGGAAGAUAAAUAUUCUGCAAGAUCUCGAAGGCACGUGGUAUUAGACAAAUUACACCCUUUCACCAAUUAUUCCUUCAGUUUAAAAGCUUGUAAUGAAGGAAUUGAUGCCUGCUCAGAACCAACUGAUCCUGUCUUUGUGAGAACCAAAAUUGGACCUCCUAGCAAAUUAAAGAUUCUUCAAUAUGACGACAAUCGCCUGUCAUGGGCACCACCAGAGUUUCCUGGAGGGACUGUAGAUCUUUACCAGGUCAGAAUUCUGAAAGACGCUGUUUACGAGACCAUAUUGAAUAUUUCUGAAACCAAUAUUAAAGUGAAGUUUUGUGAGGGAGGACUUCAAAAUGAGACCUAUCAGGUCAGAGCAGUAAAUUUUGAUGAAGCUCAGUACCAUGGUGCUUUAACUGAUUCAUCACAAGUUAUUCUUGAUGAGGUUAAUGAAGUCAAAGUGUUGGCGCAUUUUGGAGAUUGGAGUAACGAGAGUGUAGUCUAUUGUACUGGUAGAGACAACUUAUUCCUGCUGUUCAUCAUCAUGGGCAUUAUUGCAUUUGUUGGAAUGUGUUGUGCUAUAUUAAAAACGUACAAGAAAAUCAAGAAAAUGGGAGAUAUUAAACCAGAAUUCCCGAAAGGUCUUUUUGUGCCUGAAAAAGAUAUGACUAAAUACCCAUUCACUGGUUUAUAUCCAUCAGAAAAAGAUGAAAAACCAAUGUCAGAUGCCAUUUUGUUAUUACCGAAUACUAAAAGUACAGUUUCUUCACCUGAAAUUAAGAACACUGAUAAUAAUUGUGGCUCUAGUGACCACACCGAUAGUACUGUUUUAUCAGAUGCCUCUCAUGGACCAAUUGAACGCCAGAGCUCAACUUCCGAUGACGGAUCGCAAUCCUCUUUGCGGUUAGUGGUGGAACCACGCAAAGAUGAUGACACUAAUAUUGCGGAUCAAGAGGAAGCAACCUCGUCAAAUUCUGAUUCUAGUAGCUCUAGCAACAAUUCACCUUACUUCGGAGACAACUCAUUUAAGAAAAAUAUGGUAACGGGAUAUGUUCAGCCUGUAGUCAGUCCUGGGACGGGUUAUGUCCAGACUGUGCCCACGCCGCUUAAAGCCGUUCCACAAAAACCAGUAGUUCAACCUACUACAUCAAGCUAUGUAAUGGCGGGGCUUCCGCCACCCAUAUUCUCUGUCGACGGUGGAACGACCCAGUCUCAGCCUCCGUCGGGGUACGUGCGCGCCGAAGACAUACAAGCGCGAUCAGCUCUACAAUUUCCUAAAUUGGGUCCAUCAGUUUUUGGGUCGGAGAGCUUGCCGACAAUGCCUUUCUUGCCAACGCCAACAAAACCAGGCGCAGACAGCAGCUACAUUCAGCUGCAAUCUCUCGAUUCCUUGCCUAGUCAUAAGCCGAAUGUGAGAAACACAGUGCCAUUGAAACCGCCUGCUUCUAGUGGUUACGUGAGUCCCGGAGACGCGGUUAUAAACAAGCACCUCAAUAACAUAAUAUCGGGCACUCAGCCUGACGAGUCGGCGAUCUUGGACCCCACUAUGUCCCCAGAUGCAUACUGUCGCUUCUCGUGGAGUACCGACCCUGCCAACGAUAAUUUACAUUCGAUACUAGCGAGUUCACCCACCACGAAUCCCUCCAAAAACUGAACUAAACGAUAGCGUAAGAUAGUACACGGUACUGAUAUAAAUAGAGUAAAUAGUGACGGAACUGUAAAUCAAUAUAAUUAACUAAAUGUGUUUUAAAAUUGGACUUAUUUUCACUCAAGAAUGUGGAUGUGUUGUCUAGUGAUAAUUGUCGUGCCUU
Hyposmocoma kahamanoa is the source of this 4207-nucleotide messenger RNA. Its product is annotated as cytokine receptor-like. The transcript has a single exon. Gene Ontology annotation, molecular function: protein binding. Bases 256 to 4050 code for a protein of 1264 amino acids. The record is from RefSeq and is a predicted model, not a curated record. NCBI's taxonomy places the organism in Eukaryota, Metazoa, Arthropoda, Insecta, Lepidoptera, Cosmopterigidae.